This is a messenger RNA of Drosophila willistoni, 3068 nucleotides long. RefSeq names its product glycine dehydrogenase (decarboxylating), mitochondrial. Bases 37 to 3003 code for a protein of 988 amino acids. Gene Ontology annotation, biological process: glycine decarboxylation via glycine cleavage system. Gene Ontology annotation, molecular function: glycine dehydrogenase (decarboxylating) activity; glycine binding; pyridoxal phosphate binding. Gene Ontology annotation, cellular component: mitochondrion; glycine cleavage complex. The transcript is spliced from 5 exons. Lineage: Eukaryota; Metazoa; Arthropoda; Insecta; Diptera; Drosophilidae. The record is from RefSeq and is a predicted model, not a curated record.
GAAUCCGUGUGGUGUGGACGUACAUUGAGAGGAAAUAUGCAACGUUUGCUGAGUAGAACUGGCUGCAGGCUUCUGCUGAAAGGUCAAAAUCGUUACUUGGCCACAAUUCCUGUGGAGGAUGUGUUAUUCCCCACCAAAUCUGAUUUUCCCAGUCGUCACAUAGGACCACGUAAAACAGAUGUGGUCGCCAUGCUGGAUACUCUCGGCUAUAAGUCCUUGGCAGAGCUUACGGAAAAGGCUGUGCCACAGAAUAUCCAGCUGAAACGUGAUCUCAAUCUAGACAAGCCUUUAAAUGAGCAUGAGCUAAUCCGUCGCAUACGUGAUAUUUCGCUUAAAAAUCAGCUGUGGCGCUCUUAUAUUGGCAUGGGCUAUCACAAUUGCCAUGUGCCCCAUACUAUUGUGCGUAAUAUGUUUGAGAAUCCCGGAUGGACGACACAGUAUACACCAUAUCAACCAGAGAUUGCCCAAGGACGUUUGGAAUCCCUGCUCAAUUAUCAGACUUUGGUAUCGGAGCUAACCGGACUGGAUGUGGCCAAUGCUUCUCUGCUGGACGAGGGCACUGCGGCAGCUGAGGCCAUGUGUCUGGCCACUCGCCAUAACAGGCGAAAGAAGUUGUAUUUGUCCAAUCGAGUGCAUCCGCAGACCCUGUCGGUGGUCCAAACUCGAGCCGAGGCUCUGGAAUUGGAGAUUAUCGUUGGGCCCAUAGAAAAGGCAGACUUACGUAGUCGUGAGUUGUCGGGUAUACUACUUCAAUAUCCGGAUACUUAUGGCGACGUCAAGGACUUUGAGGACAUAGCCGCACUGGCCAAGAAAAAUGGAACUCUAGUUGUGGUAGCCACUGAUUUGCUCUCUCUAACCCUUCUGCGUCCGCCGGCUGAAUUUGGAGCUGAUAUAGCCAUCGGAACGUCUCAACGUCUGGGCGUUCCUCUUGGUUAUGGAGGGCCCCACGCUGGAUUCUUUGCCUGCAAGCAGAGUUUGGUACGUCUAAUGCCAGGUCGCAUGAUUGGCGUCACCAGGGACAUGGACGGGAACGAUGCCUACCGUCUAGCCCUGCAGACUCGGGAGCAGCACAUUCGACGUGAUAAGGCCACGAGUAACAUUUGUACGGCCCAAGCUCUAUUGGCCAAUAUGUCGGCCAUGUAUGCCAUCUAUCAUGGACCAGAGGGACUCAAGGCCAUUGCAAAUCGUAUUCAUCAUUUUACACUAACUCUGCAAACGGGUCUGCUUCAGGCUGGUCAUGAAGUGAUCAAUAAGAACUUUUUUGAUACUCUACACGUACGACUCGAUACGGAUAAACUUACUUUGGAAGAUCUCAAGGAGAGAGCCGAACAUAAACGUAUAAAUCUACGUUAUCUGACCGAAAAUGGAGGCUCCGUGGGCGUGGCUUUGGAUGAAACAGUCAGUGUGCUUGAUGUGAAUGAUCUGUUGUGGGUAUUCAAGACGGAAACGACAGUGGAGGGUCUAUUAGCACGCAAGGAUGUGCUAAAGAAUUCCAUUGAGAACUCAAAAUUCUUAAGGACAUCACCCUAUCUACAACAUCCGAUUUUCCAUAGCUAUCACAGCGAAUCGCGCAUGGUUCGCUAUCUCAAGAAGCUGGAGAAUAAGGACAUUUCUCUAGUGCACUCUAUGAUUCCACUGGGUUCUUGUACCAUGAAAUUGAAUUCCACAACUGAGAUGAUGCCUUGCUCGUUCCGUCACUUUACCGAUAUACAUCCCUUUGCCCCUGUUGAACAGGCACAAGGUUUCCAUCAAAUGUUCAACGAAUUGGAGCAAGAUCUUUGCGAGAUUACCGGCUAUGAUAAGAUCUCUUUUCAGCCCAAUUCCGGGGCCCAGGGUGAAUAUGCUGGGCUAAGAGCCAUUCGUAGCUAUCAUGAGCAUCGCAACGAGGGACAUAGGAAUAUCUGUUUGAUUCCAAUCUCGGCUCAUGGGACAAAUCCCGCUUCAGCUCAAAUGGCCGGCAUGAAAGUGGAACCCAUACGGAUUCUUUCCAAUGGUUCCAUUGAUAUGGCCCACUUAAAGGACAAGGCGGAGGAGCAUGCCAGUCAGCUGUCCUGUCUGAUGAUCACAUACCCCUCAACAAUGGGCGUAUUUGAGGAAACAGUUGCAGAUAUUUGCACAUUGAUUCACAAGCAUGGCGGUCAGGUGUAUCUGGAUGGAGCCAACAUGAAUGCCCAGGUGGGCUUAUGCCGGCCUGGCGACUAUGGAAGUGAUGUAUCCCAUUUGAAUCUGCACAAGACCUUCUGUAUUCCACACGGUGGUGGUGGACCCGGCAUGGGUCCCAUUGGUGUGAAGGCACAUUUGGCUCCAUAUUUGCCUGGUCAUCCCGUUAUCAGCCCCCUGAGCAGCGAGGAACAUAGUUUUGGUGUCGUUUCAGCAGCUCCGUUUGGCAGCUCGGCAAUUUUACCCAUUUCCUGGUCGUAUAUUAAGCUUAUGGGCAGCCGUGGACUAAAACGUGCCACCCAGGUGGCCAUACUCAAUGCCAACUACAUGUCCAAGCGGCUUGAACAACACUAUAAGACACUAUACAAGGCUCCCAAUUCGCAACUAGUGGCACAUGAGUUUAUUCUGGACAUUCGAGACCUCAAAAAAUCUGCUAAUAUCGAGGCAGUGGACGUAGCCAAGCGAUUGAUGGACUAUGGAUUCCAUGCCCCAACCAUGUCGUGGCCAGUGGCUGGUACUUUAAUGAUUGAGCCAACUGAAUCGGAGGAUAAGGAAGAGCUUGAUCGUUUCUGUGAUGCCAUGAUCUCCAUUCGAGAGGAGAUUGCGGAAAUAGAGGCUGGUCGAAUGGACAAAGCCGUGAAUCCUUUGAAAAUGUCUCCUCAUACACAGGCCCAGGUGAUAUCGGAUAAAUGGAAUCGGCCAUAUACACGUGAACAGGCAGCCUUUCCAGCGAUCUUUGUGAAACCAGAUGCCAAAAUUUGGCCCACAGUGGGCAGAAUUGAUGAUGCUUAUGGUGAUAAGCAUUUGGUCUGCACAUGCCCACCUAUUUUACCUGAUUUAUAGAAUGUAACAUAAAAUAUAAGAAAUCCCGUAAAUUGUUUACUUCAGAAAAUAUACAGAAAUUUGGU